Alosa alosa (allis shad) is the source of this 4236-nucleotide messenger RNA. RefSeq names its product histone H3 associated protein kinase (gene haspin). Gene Ontology annotation, cellular component: cytoplasm; nucleus. The record is from RefSeq and is a predicted model, not a curated record. Gene Ontology annotation, biological process: mitotic cell cycle; intracellular signal transduction; protein phosphorylation. Lineage: Eukaryota; Metazoa; Chordata; Actinopteri; Clupeiformes; Clupeidae. The transcript has 17 exons. Gene Ontology annotation, molecular function: histone H3T3 kinase activity; ATP binding. The coding region runs from base 190 to 3873 and encodes 1227 amino acids.
GACAAGAUUUCAAACCAGAGCGCGGUGAGGGUUAGCUGAAAAUGAUCAAUGACUCCCUCUACGGAUACAACGAUAUAAUAUGACAGACUGUAAACAUGUCAAUAUAAUUUAAAUAAGAGACAAUAGAUAAGGCAGGAAAGUAUCGUAAACGUAGUGUUGUCCCCUUGAUGCCCAGCAAUCCUAGUAAUCAUGAGUGAAACCAUGGGACGUAACGUCGUUCCGCUGUUUAUGAGGACUUACGGAAGAAGUAAAGUCGUUCGAAAGCCAGACGCCUGGCUUAGCCCAGACUACAGAAAAAAGGCUUUCUCCAGCACGGAUGUGUCCGAUCCGUCCUUACUAGACGCGAAUGACAGCUCAGUGCAACUGAAGAAAAGGAAAAAGAAAGGCAGGGCUGCUAAGAGGGCGACGUCAAACUCGAAAGAGGGGGACAGCGAUGUGGAAAACGUAUUCCUAACCGAGCCUGUAGCCAAAACAACCAAAGUGACAAGCCAGAGAAAGCCACCCCGGCAGCCCAUGAGGAAAGGUCGAGGAAGAGUGCUGCUCAGCAGCAUGAGCGAGAAUGAGAAGCCUACCGCGGUCAUGAGGAGAGGCCAGAAGAAGUCUGCACGCAUCUUCAGUACCAGCGAGAGUGAGGAAGACUCUCUGAUGAAGAAUCCCAGAGUCACCACAGUGCUCCAAAAGAACAACUCAAGAGCCAAGACAUUAGACAGCUCAGAGGACUCUGCUGCGCCUGCACCUGGCAAAUUUGUAACUGCUCGGAGAAGAGUCCAGUCAGUUAAAUCAAGAGGACCAAGUUCCAAGCCACCGGUUCUCUGUCCAAGCGUGAACCUGGACUCCUCCGAUGACUUUGCGCGGGCCGCCCCCGUGCUCCCUCGCGCAGUAACCCGCCGCAAGCGGCUUCCCUUGCGGCCGCCCGUCAGCCUGGAGCGCACGUCCUCGGACAUUUCCAUGGGCCCGCCCCCUGGUGGCGUCCGUGUCCACCGCCCACAGUCCCUGCUGAACGCGAGCGCCGAUGACCCGUCCCUGCCCUGCCACGCCCCACUCUUCUCCAGCACGCCGUCCGCUGCCCUGGGCCGGCGUCUGCUCGCCUCGCCCGACGCCUCGCUCAGCGGCAUCCACUUCAGCACCGAGGACAGCGCCACCGACACGGAGCUGCCCCGGCAGCCGCAGCAGAAGCGGCCACGGCGGGGGCCGCUUGCACAUAGCCGCCUCCGAGAGACGACGGCCUCGCGCUCGCCUCUGGCGGUCGCAGGAGAUGACCGAGGCAACGCCGAGCGUCAUCGCGAGGCCGCUCUCUCCGGGACAAACGGACAACCGGCACCAGCAGAGCAGACCGGUCAGGUGAGCGUGGAGCUCGCCAGCCAGUCGGUGGAGGUGGCUGAUAGCCAGGCUGCAGCACCCAGUCCCAUGAAGCCGCCCAGCCAGCUGGCGGACUCUCCCGGUGGAGCUCAAGGGACAGCCGGAGAGUCUGGGCAGGAGGAGCAGCUGGCCAGCCUGGUGCUCUUCUCGCGGGUGGAGGAGGAGGAGGGGGCCGAGGGGGCGGAUGAUGACGAGCAGGCGGCCAGCGGCUUUGUGACGGCCGAGACGCGCCUGGACUCCCUGGUGGAGGCACUGAAGGAGCGGUGUCGGACGGCCAGCCCCGUGGUGAGGCUGCCGCGGACCGACCUCCUCCUCCCCCUGCCCAUACUGGACAGCAGCAGCCAGAUUCUCAGCGCGGGGGAGACCUUCUCCUCUUGCCUGGACAGCCAGCCCGUUGUCCGCACCAGCGCCAGACGGACAGGUCCCGUCUUCGAGCUCUCCUCCUUCUCAGAGCUGCCCAGCCUCUGCGUUACCGACCCUCCGGCUCCACCUACCAUCCCCUCCCCCAGCCAAGCAGAGGCCAUGGAGGAGCCCAGAGAAGAAGAAGCAACAGCACGAGUCGUAGGAGAAGUGGACGAAGAGGAGAGCUGCGUUGGGGAGGGCGGGGAGGCGGCAGGGCUGGACGAGCUGGUGGAGCGUCUGAAGGCCCGCUGCGUCUCCUGCCAGCCCGUCAUCCUGCUGGACGCGCGUCGCCUGUCCCCCUUCCUGCUCCGCCACCACGCCGUCGCCGCAGCCUCGGCUCCUCGGGCGCCAGUGCCCGCAGCGCAGACCGAGCCUGAGUCCGAGAGCUCCAGCUCCAACAGCAGCGCGCUCCCUGCCCCCACCACCCCCUCCUCCUCCAACAGCUCGGCGGGACACCACCUGGGCAAAGAGGCCGGCGAGGGUCAGCCCGAGCGCCGCCGCCUCAACAGGCGUAGGCUGUCGGACAGCUUUUCUAGGGUCAGUGGCGGUGGCGCCAGUGGGUCGGGCUCCUCUCCUGAGCGGACCGUGCUGGCGAGCAGGAGCAAGCAGCCCGUGGGGCGAGUGGGCACGGGGAGGAAGGCCUGCGUCAGCGGCCUCAGCGUCAGCCGCUGGACCAAGCGGGACACGAACUUGGCCCGCGCCCAGCACAAUGCGCACGACUCGCUGGACUUUGGCCCGGCAGCUGUGGCCAAACCCAGCAAGGAGCUUUUGUCCAACUGGCCAGCGCUGCCUGUCACCCCGGCGCGUGCGGAGCAGCUGAACAUCUCGUCCAUCCUGGCCGGCCUCUCCCCAGACGCGUCCCUCUCCACACACAUGUGGAGCCGGCUCAAAGCUGCCCUGUCCGUCCACAAGAAGAAAACCGCAUUCGCUACCCCCCACCGUCUUGGCUUGUCUAGCAUGCAGUCUCCCGCAGUGCAGCGGCUGAAUGCCAGUCAGGACAUCUUUGCCUCACCGUCCCUUGCUCCCUUGACCCGUCUGUCCCGGGGUUCACUACACUCCUCUCAGCUCUCGGUGGCGGAGGACAUCAGCGACGCGGAGAAGGUGUACCAGGAGUGCCAGCAGGAAGGGCCGCUGACAUUCGACCAGUGCAUCCCGCCUGCCCGCAUGAAGCUCUGCCGCAAGAUUGGAGAGGGCACCUUCGGCGAGGUGUUCUCCACCACCAACAGCGACGGCCAACCGGUGGCGCUCAAGAUUAUUCCUGUGGAAGGCAAGCAGAAAGUCAAUGGGGAGGACCAGAAGAGUUUUGGAGAAAUCCUCCAUGAAAUUAUCAUCUCCAAGGAGCUGAGCAGCUUGGAUGAGAAGGAGGAAAACCGAACAUGCGGUUUCAUCGGCCUGCAUGACUUGCACUGUGUCCAGGGCCCAUACCCAAAGCAGCUGCUGAGCGCCUGGGACAAGUUCGACAAGAAGCGCGGCUCCGAGAACGACCGGCCAGAUUUCUUCGGUGAGGAGCAGUUCUUCUUGAUUCUGGAGUUUGAGUUUGGUGGCAGCGACCUUGAAAACAUGAACGGCAAGCUGUCCUCUCUGGCUCAGGCGAAGAGCAUCCUACAGCAAGUGACAGCUGCGCUGGCCGUGGCUGAACAGGCCUUGUGUUUUGAGCACAGGGACCUGCACUGGGGCAAUGUCCUGGUGAAGACCACCAAGCAGAAGGAGUGUGACUACGUCCUGAGUGGUGAAACCCGCUCCUUAGAGACCAGAGGGGUGCAGGUCAACAUCAUCGACUACUCCCUGUCUCGACUGGAGAUAGAUGGUUUGACGGUGUCCUGUGACAUCUCUGCUGACGAAGAGCUGUUCAUGGGCCAGGGAGAUUACCAGUUUGACAUCUACCGCAAAAUGCGCGAGGAGAACCGUAAUAACUGGAGUGAGUACCACCCCCACACUAAUGUGCUGUGGCUGCACUAUCUGACGGACAAGCUGCUGGGGAUGAAGUACAAGAGCAGUGCUCAGGGAGCCCAGGCGAGGGCGCUCAAGAGCAGCCUGCGCACCUUCCUCCAGGACCUGCCGGCCUUCCAGUCGGCCACCGACGUGCUUCAUCGCAGCAGCCUGUUCCCGUGAGGGCGCAAAGAGCCGCCGGGGCGCCUGGACUGUUUUAGAAGGACACAGCCUGUGUGCCGCUCGCGCGCGCACACACACACACACACACACACACACACACACACACACACACACACACACACACACACACACACACACACACACACACACACACACACACACAGACUCACUCAGUUUUGAUGUGUGUGUGUGCUGCCGUUGGAUGCAUUUUGGUGUCAGUUAUAGAGGGUUUUCCAGGACUUCCUGAAGUUGUACAGAAGCGUACUGGAUACUAACACUUUUAAAUAAAUCCAUUUUGAUGAGAGCCGACUGGCAAUCAUGGAAGAAAUUGUAAAAAUGGGAUUAAAAAUAAAGUAUUUUUAU